Messenger RNA from Schistosoma rodhaini, 2372 nucleotides. NCBI's taxonomy places the organism in Eukaryota, Metazoa, Platyhelminthes, Trematoda, Strigeidida, Schistosomatidae. The record is from the annotation of a GenBank genome assembly.
AAACCAUCCAGCUCAGAGAAUAAAACUCCAACAGAACUAUUGUAAACACAAAAGCUGACAAGGGCAGGACAACAGUAGUCAUGAAUAAAAAGGAAUAUAAUACUAAAGCUUUUCAAAGUCUUUCCACUGGUCCAUAUCAAAUGAUUGAUUCAAAAUAUCUUCAAAUAGUUAAAAAUAAAGUCAAAUAAGAGACAAGUCAACUUUUGAAAGAAUUAAAACUAGUCAUUGGUGUCUUUUUAUGGUUUAUGCUAUAUCCUAAAUCAUGCACUAAUUGACGUCACAUUUUUAUGGUUUACUUCAAAUUCCUACUAAGACCUAUAGUAGGCUUUACAAACACGCCAUCAUGUACACUAUUCAAUUAUCUGGACAGCAUAUUAAAGCCACUUCAACAUAACUUACAUAAUAUAAUUAAAGAGUCCGAUGAUUUUAAAUCGAAAACAUCGGAAUGAAUUAUCGAAAAGAAUGAAACCAUGCUAAAUUCAGAAGUGAUGGACCAAGAAGGAGAAGAUGAUGAGAGCCCAUUAAACAGUUUACUGAAUGAUGUCCCAAAUUAUAUGCAACCUGACCCUAUAAAAUCUAAACAUAAUUCAACUGUGAAACCAGAUAAAAAGAAUAUCAAGGAUAAUUCAGUAAAUAUUAAAAAAAUUUCUUCUCGUUCUAGUGAUCAGCAACGUCAUCAACAUAAAAAAAAUAAUCCAAAUAUUGAUAUAGAUCAAUCACAUGGUAAUCAUGAUUUAAAUGAAAAUCGAAAUCAUUUAUCAGAGAAACCAUCAUCUGUUGAUAGAAAUUCUAAAUAUUGGCCACAAUAUCUUAGCUCAGAUUAUUUAGGUCCAAUUGAAAGAAAUUUUGAAUUAACUAAUUGGGAUUGGUUACGAUUAAAUGUACUUGGAUCUGGUUGGGAAGAAGCACUUAAAGAGAUACCAGUUAGUCGUCGGGAAGCAUUAAAUUUACUUGUGAUUAUGAAAAAGAAAUUGCUACGAGCAGCAAGUGAAUUAACAUUUUACAAAGAACGUGUCACUAUUUUACAAGAUCAAUUAAUUCAUCAAAAAAGAAAUGAAGAGAAAUUAAUUCGACUUCAAGCUGAAUUUAAAUCUCAAUCAUUGGAUUUAGAAAAACUUAACAAAAAUGUUUCAAGAGUUCCAUUAUUAGAGAGAACAGUUAAACAACAAGAAGAACUUAUUUGUCGAUUAGAAACACUUCUUGAACGUCAAAGAAAACAAAAAUUAAAUGCAAACCUUUCAAAUUAUUCAAUGAAUCCAUUAGAUAAUGAAUUAUUAGAACAAUCUUAUAAUAAAUCAAUAAUCAAUAAUCAACCAAUCAAUUCAGAUCAAUCAAUGUUAACAACUGUUACAUUAAGAAAUUUAUCUAAUGAAAAUGAACAAUUACGUAAUACUAUUAUUGAAUUAAAUAAAACUGUAUGUAAUUUAGCUAAACAACAACAAGAUAAUAAUGAAUAUCAUCAAAAUAUUGAACAAAAAUAUUAUGAAGAAAUUCAAGCAUUAAAAGAACAACAAAAUCGUUUAGAAGAACAAACAAUUAUUAAAAAUAAAAAAAUGGAUCAAAUUGAAAAUGAAAAGUUUCGAACAGUACUUGCAGAUAAUGAACGAUUAGAAUUAUACAAAUUAUUGGAUAAUGCUGAAUUGAGAAUUAAAGCAUUAGAAGAAGAGCUUGAACGUCAAGAUAUUAGAGCACCGAGAAAUUCUAAUGAUAUAGGAGUCUCACGUAGAUCUAAUUUAUCAAAAGAACCAUCUUGGAAAUACUCUGGUCCAACUAAAACUACGCAAUCUUUCCCACUGUUAAAUAGAGAAAAAGAACAAUGCCAUCUUCUCCCUUACAAACAAAAACAUGUAGACAGUGUAUAUGCAAAAGAACCAUGGGAAUCCUAUGAAUCAAUUACAUGUUUGCCUAAUCAAUGUACACCUUCAUAUCAUAUACAAUAUAAAAAUGAACUGUAUCCCAAUCCUCAUAUACACAAUAAUACUAAUAAGUAAACCUAUGAUUAAAACAAAGAUGAUAACAACUUUUAAUAUUCUAUAUGAAGAUAUUCUAUCUUUAUUUUUGUUCUCCUUUUUUGUGCUUUGUUCAGAUUGUUUUUUUUCUGAGUUUGAUUAAAGCUUAUUUUACUAAAUAAACUUAAAUAAACUGAUUACCUCAGAGAUGAUAUAUGCGUGGGUGGAUUUGGCUUUCUCAUCUUCACAUAGUAACUACUUGUUUUAAUGACUUAUUUGUUUAAUUUAGACAGAAGAAAAAUUAUUAAACUGUCAACUAUGACUUAAUCAAAAGGGGUUUACUGGAUACUGGGUAUUUUCAUAGUUGAAAGCAUGAGUCAAUUGAAGCUAGACCACCAGGGAAAACCUGGAAGCACUGGACGG